GCUCAGUGGCCAUUUUGGCUCAGGCCAUUUUGGCUCAAGCUGUUCUACUCGAAACGGGCUCUGAGAGUAGGUGCUCAUGGCCCGGCCUCGCAAGACCCUGUCAUUGUUGGUCCUUGCCGCUGCCACGUCCUCGGCAACGCAGCUGCUGGUUGCGUUCGUGGGCGUUCCGACGGCCAGGUCUGCCCAGGGACCGACGCCCUGUUUCCAGGGCCUGACGGCCUUGCACGCGCGCGGUGGUGGCGAGUACGAUGUCUCAGAUGCCGACAUCGAAAAAUUCUAUGCAGACCUCACGACUGGUGAAGGUGGCGACCCCCCGAAGGGCAACACGGUGUCCGAGAUGAUCGUGAAGUUCUUCCACGGGGAGUUCACGAAGCAGGGCUUCAAGCGCUACUCUGGCCAGUGGAAGGGGCCUCCCCCAGGCAACAUCGGUAAGAAGGACAUCGCCGUUGGCAUUCAGAGCUUGAAGGACCAGAUGAAGAACCCCAUGUUCGUGACCAAGGGUGGCGUGGGCUACGGAGCGGAUGAGUUGCAAAAGGUGGUGGACGAUGGCAAGGGCUGGGUUUGGUUGGCCGCUGACAUGAGCCCCAACGGUAUGGCCGUGGAGCUGCUUACGUCCGUGCCGUACGGGAAGCGUGCUAUCCUCGUGGCCAGGCAGAACAACGUGGACGAGCUGUUCGCGAAAGUUAACUGGGAUCAGGCGACUACCAACAUCGGGGUUACGUUCGGUGGCCCGCACCUCACGAUUAUGGACGGGAGGUGAAGGGCGAGGCGAAUGGGAGGGUGCGAUGAGUACGGGCUGGCCAUGCGCGUUUGUAUGCAAGGCCCUCUGGAGGUGUCUCGAGGCGCGGCAGGUGGCAAUGGUGGAUGGGUGGGGAUCGAACAAAGCACUCUCGGGGUCAGCAGCGCCGCACGGCCCACGACCGCGCACGCAACACACCAGCACUGGCACCAUGAAGACCCGCGGAGCGAGCGAGG
Molecule: messenger RNA, 975 nt
Organism: Prorocentrum cordatum
Lineage: Eukaryota; Dinophyceae; Prorocentrales; Prorocentraceae
Source: the annotation of a GenBank genome assembly